AUGGGUGUACCCCGGCUGUUCAAGCUGCUGGUGGAGCGGUACCCAGCCAUUCUGCGUGGGACGGAGGAGCAUCCCAUGCCGGAGUUUGACAAUUUCUAUCUCGAUUUUAACGGCAUUGUGCACAACUGCACUCAUGGCAACGAGGGCGAUGUGCGCAAGUCGUCUCAAGUCACUCAGGACAUGAUGAUGGCAAUUUUUCACGAGAUCCAGACGCUCUUCGACAUUAUCCGUCCCCAGCGUCUCCUCUACAUUGCCAUCGAUGGCGUUGCACCGCGCGCCAAGAUGCAACAGCAACGCCAGCGCCGGUUCAAAGCUACUCGGGACAGCGAGGCCGCCCAGCAAAUCACGGCCGUCGUGGCCCCACCCAUGCCCGAGGAACAUUUUGACAGCAAUUGCAUCACCCCGGGCACGGAAUUUAUGGACCUUCUCCAGCGCCACCUCGUUUAUUUCAUCCAGCGCAAGCUGGAAGAGGAUGACGAUUGGCGCAAGGUCGAGGUGGUGUUGAGCGGUCACCAGGUUCCCGGCGAGGGCGAGCAUAAGAUUAUGGACUUUAUUCGUUCACUCAAGUCGCAGCCAGCUUAUGACCCAAAUACUCGGCAUUGCCUUCAUGGCUUGGAUGCCGAUCUGAUCAUGCUGGCCCUGGCCACGCACGAACCCCACUUUGCCAUUUUGCGCGAAAAUACUGUUCGCCGCUCUUUCAACAGUAAAAACGUGAGUUGCAUGUUCAUGGACUCACAAGCACGAGGCACUCGCCCUCUCACAUGCAGGUUACACAACGCAGGUCCUGAACGAUCAAGACCUGAGGGAGAGCAGCUUUCAGCAAACCGACGAGCGGCAGCUUUUGCAUGUGGGCCUUCUUCGCGAAUAUAUUGA
Monosiga brevicollis MX1 is the source of this 873-nucleotide messenger RNA. RefSeq lists its product as uncharacterized. The transcript is spliced from 8 exons. NCBI's taxonomy places the organism in Eukaryota, Choanoflagellata, Craspedida, Salpingoecidae. Gene Ontology annotation, biological process: nuclear-transcribed mRNA catabolic process. Bases 1 to 873 code for a protein of 290 amino acids. Gene Ontology annotation, cellular component: nucleus. Gene Ontology annotation, molecular function: 5'-3' RNA exonuclease activity; RNA binding. The record is from RefSeq and is a predicted model, not a curated record.